AUGAGUUAUUCUGGAUCUGGACAUCCCUACGCCUACGGCCCCCCACCACCCGGUGGUUGGCCACCACCACCCCCGCAGCCGAACAUGUACCCGCCACCCCCGGACUUCGGGUACCCGCCGUCACAGUACCCUCCCCCUCCCUCGUACUACGUGCCUGGUACCGUGAUGAUCCCCGUUCCCGUACCACCAUCACAGCCACCUCCACCUGAACCCACUCCAUCACAGUCUACUUACAUCACCAACUACAUCUACCACGGUGAGACCACUGUCACCCCGUCAGGCGACCAGACGGUGUCAAUCGUGGAGGCCCCCGGAGAGUACGACUGGGUGCCUACUACCGCGCUGCUGGCGGGCUCCUUGACUGGUCGAGCAGUUGUAGGAGGACAUGAAGGUUGGGACGGAAGUCCCCUGUGGGUGAUCCGUGCUUGGCACAAUGGAGAUCUGAUGCCGGGCAAGCUGUCCGUGCGACACAACGCGGCCUCGGUUGUGUACGCCGGGAAGGAGAUAUCAGUGCAGAACAUCGAAGUCUUGUGUGCCAGGCCCGAGGAUCUGCGCUGGGUUCCUGCCUCAAAUGGUAACGUACCUCCUGGAGCUAUUCCUGGAGGUAGGACUUCUUCAGGGGAGACUCUAUACGUCGGCAGGGCAAGGUACCAGCUCUCUGUGACCCCGGGUAAGAUCCACCCGAGCCACAACUCGUGUUACAUCGGCUUCGCUGGGCAGGAGGUCGCUCACAAGAUGUACGACGUGCUCUGCAGGAUCAGCUGA
Molecule: messenger RNA, 765 nt
Organism: Spodoptera littoralis (African cotton leafworm)
Lineage: Eukaryota; Metazoa; Arthropoda; Insecta; Lepidoptera; Noctuidae
Source: the annotation of a GenBank genome assembly